This is a messenger RNA of Mesorhabditis spiculigera, 741 nucleotides long. Lineage: Eukaryota; Metazoa; Nematoda; Chromadorea; Rhabditida; Rhabditidae. The record is from the annotation of a GenBank genome assembly.
AUGACUACCACUACCGUAUCCCUCCACGGCCUCACCGACACCCUCAGCCCCGAGCAGGAGAAGUUCCGCCCGGCUUUUGAGGCGGCCGUUAUUGCUUUCCGCGAGGCCGAGAACGUUUUCGGGGACCCGAAAUUUGAGCUUCGCGACGGCUGGCACAAGGACGAGUCGAACGACCAGGGCGACGUUGUCUACGCCAAGAAAAUGCACGAUGGCCCGAAUAUGGUCACUGUUCAGUCCCUCAUCUGCGGCUCGGCCGACGACAUCAUGAAGGACAUCUGGACCCAGCCGGAGAACCUUCCCCAAUGGAACUCCAGCAUCGACUUCUCCCACAUUGUCGCUACACUUACCGACAAUAUCGAUAUUUUGAACUACUCCAACAAGGACGUGCUCGUCGUUGAGGGCCGUGAAUUCGUCGUGGCUCGCAUCUACCGCAAGAUCGGCGACGGGUACAUCAUGGCGGCCCGUAGCGUCGACCUGGAUUCCGUCAAAGAGCAAAAGGGCAAAGUUCGCGGCUUCGUCCACCUCUGUGCUUGCCGAAUCCGUCCCCAUCCGUCCGACCCGAAGAACAAGUCGAUUGUCGACUGUGUGAACCAUACUGAUCUCAAGGGUAAUAUCCCUGACCUGCUCGUCAACCAGUUUGUCGGCAAAAUGGCGCUGAUGGAGUGCAACGAGAACAAGCGUCACUUCGAGAUCCUGAAGGGAAAGCACGAGUGCUGCAAGCAGCAACAGCAGCAGUGCGUC